UUUCUACUCAGACGUAAGCCCCAUUGAGUUAAGUGGGUGUGGGACUGCUGGUAAUGUUUACUAGGAACUAAAUACCACGGAACUCGGGGAGGCUUAUCUUGAAUAAACAAUGCUCAUAGGACCGCCCGGUUAAUCAGGGGCAGGGCUGGUAAAUUGAGCUCCAGAAGGUAUUUUCACUUACUUAGAGAUCCAUCAUGAAAAGACCAAAAAAGAAAACAAUGUUUUUCCUACUCCGUUAAGUAACCAUAGUGGGCUGGAUCCAGACUGAAACUGCAAUCUUAACUUCGCUCGAAGGCUAAUGGCCUUGGAGGAGGGGGACCCUGAUGCCCUGAAACGCAAUGUGCUGCACCUGCUGCUCCAGAACCCCCUGGGGGUCAACUUUGGGGACUUUACGGGGGCCUUUUAUCAACUGCAUGGCUACCACCCUCACAUCACCCGUCAUGGGUACCACUCGCUCAGGGAGUUGGUGGCUGACAUGGAGGAUGCCGUAGUUUUGCAAGAUGAAUCACAGAACCCAGUCAUCAAGAUAGCAAACGGUUUCCAUCUUGACCAUUGGCAAGAAGGAGGAGAAGUGGUGUCUAGUUCUGAAGGGAAAGCUUGGAGCUUGACAGAUGAAGAAAGAUCGGAAGAAGAAACAGCUCUUGCAGAAGUCUUGGAGUCGCUCACCAGCCUCCUGAGCAAGUACGGGCCAGGCUUGAGGAUUAAGAAAGUGCAGGAAUUCCUUCUUGCCAAUGACGGAGUUGAUGUGGAGAAGUUCAGUAUUCAGCAAGGCUACAACGAUACACUGGAAUUUUUGGAGUAUCAAAUGCCGGAGUUAAACAUCAAAUACAAAGAGGACAGACUCAGUUGUGUGGUUCAUCUUCCUAAAGAUGUCUCUGCACCUUCUAGUUCUGCUGGUAGUGAGAACCUUGUGGAAGAACCAACGAACCAGACAUCAGGGCUAAUGGCCUUGGAGGAGGGGGACCCUGAUGCCCUGAAACGCAAUGUGCUGCACCUGCUGCUCCAGAACCCACUGGGGGUCAACUUUGGGGACUUUACGGGGGCCUUUUAUCAACUGCAUGGCUACCACCCUCACAUCACCCGUCAUGGGUACCACUCGCUCAGGGAGUUGGUGGCUGACAUGGAGGAUGCCGUAGUUUUGCAAGGUGAAUCACAGAACCCAGUCAUCAAGAUAGCAAACGGAUUCCAUCUUGACCAUUGGCAAGAAGGAGGAGAAGUGAACGGGGUGUCUAGUUCUGAAGGGGAAGCUUGGAGCUUGACAGAUGAAGAAAGAUCGGAAGAAGAAACAGCUCUUGCAGAAGUCUUGGAGUCGCUCACCAGCCUCCUGAGCAAGUACGGGCCAGGCUUGAGGAUUAAGAAAGUGCAGGAAUUCCUUCUUGCCAAUGACGUUGAUGUGGAGAAGUUCAGUAUUCAGCAAGGCUACAACGAUACACUGGAAUUUUUGGAGUAUCAAAUGCCGGAGUUAAACAUCAAAUACAAAGAGGACAGACUCAGUUGUGUGGUUCAUCUUCCUAAAGAUGUCUCUGCACCUUCUAGUUCUGCUGGUAGUGAGAACCUUGUGGAAGAACCAACGAACCAGACAUCAGACCUAUUAGUUGCCUUGGAGCCAAUUCGGAACGUCCUUGACUGCCACCCUGAAGGUCUGAAGAUGAAGAAGCUAAAAAAGGACCUGAAAGAGAAACAUGGAUUUGACCUGGAGAUGUUCUGCUUGGAGCUGGGCUAUAAGGAUGUGAUGUCCUGCCUGCGGGAUAUUCCUGGGUUGAUUCUCCAAAAUGGCAAUAAGACCCGGAAUUGUGUUGUCCAGCUUGAAUCACGUUGCUCUAGCCCUGCUCCUUCCCUGGACACUGAUUUCUCUGUAUGCAGCUCAAAUACCACAGCCCAGGAGCUAACAAGAAAGAAGUCCGGUACCUCCAGCCCUACUCCUUCUCUUGACUCUGGUUUCUCUGCCUGUAACUCAAAUGCUGUGCCCCCAAGUCUGAUCGGAAAGAAAUCUGACCUGGCAGCUGCCUUGGUGCCAAUCCUAGAUGUUCUUGGAGGACACCCCCUUGGUCUAAAUUUAAAGGCACUGAAGGAGAUCCUGGAGAAAAAACAUGGAUUUGAUUUGGAGAGUUUCAGUCGAUAUCUGGGAUAUGAAGAUGUCAUGUCCUGCCUCCUGGAUGUCCCAGGGCUUCGUUUUGCUUUCACAAAUGGUGAGGGCCCCCACAAUUGUGUGGUUCAGCUUCUUUCGGGUAGCCUUGGUCUUUCCUCCGUUCCUCUUCAUGCUGGUUCCUCUUUGACCCACUGGAAGACAGAGGUUUAUCCAAAGAUCCCGUCUCAGGAGUUAACGGAAACAAAGCCAGCUUCCUGCAUUUCCACUAUGUCCCAGUCCAGUGCUUCUGUCUCCUUAGACUUGGAACAGUCUGCCAGCAAAUCAAAAACCCUGAAGCAAAACGUGCUUGGAAAGAAGCCUGUGCUGACAGAAGUCUUGGCAUUACUCACCAGUCUCUUAACCAUGUACAGUGAAGGACUAAGAGUUAAGAAAGUUCAGGAGCUCCUGCUGGCUACAGAAAAAUUUGAUCUGGAAAAGUUCAGCAUAUCCCAAGGCUGCAAGGACACACUGGAAUUUUUGGAGCGUCAAAUGCCUACGUUUAACAUCAGAUACCGAGAGAACAGACUUAAAUGCGUUGUUCAUGUUGGAUCAGAAUUUGGUUGGAUCUCUAAGCCUUCUUUCACUAUCUGUGAUUCCUCUGUGAAUAAAUCACAGAUUCGGAGCCUGCCUGCUCCGGCUGCUUUAGUGUCUCCACCACUAUAUGAUGGGCUCCACACAAACUUGUGUGUCCCAACUACCACAUUUCCAAACUCUCCAUCGUCUCAGGAGCCUCGCAGCACUUUGUCAGGUAAGGCCAAGGAUUCCUCCCAGCCUCUUGCCAGCAUUCAUCCCCAGCAGCCAAGGGCAUGCCAGUCUGGUGGGCCAUUGUCAUUUGAAAAGGAGCAGCAUCUGCUCAGUGCCCAGCUGCCAAGAAAAUCCAACUUGACCAACGUCCAGCCCUCUAAGGACCUGGAGGAACUGAAACAUCAGGUGGCCCACAUCCUGGCCUUGCAUCCUGAGGGCUUGUCACUCUUCCAGUUUCGUGCCGCCUACAGCACUGCCUAUCAGCAGCACCUGCCACUGGGCAAUGCUUCCUCUGCUAAACAACGCCUGCAGGAGAUGCCUGAUACUGUUUGUCUGAAGGGCUAUGGGGUCCAAACAUUGCUACUGCCUGUAUCCUCUAAAGUGUUGCCUGUAAAAUCUGAUCAGCCUGUCUCUUCCAAAGUAGAAAAUGCUGCAGUGGUUCCUGGUCACUCACUGCCUCAAAGUGUGGCAGUGGCUGAACCAAUAAUAGUUCUCAAGCCUUCCCCUCUUCCUAAGGCACCAGGGCCACCACAGCCCCACCCCAUUUCAGACCAUCUCAAAGAGCUAGGUGACAAGGACUGCUGCAUUCUAUCCAAGGGUCAAGCUCCGAGAAUGCCAAAAAUGGUACCUUCUCUGCAAGAGCAUGGGAGGGCCACAGCCGAUUUACAGGAACUUUCAGGCCAGGCUGAUUUGUCUCAAGUGGAAGAACCUGCAGGUGUCCUUGGCCCCUCUUCACCUAAAAUCAAGCCAGUGGUUCUCAAGUCUUGUCUUAAGUCUGGACUUCCCAAGGCUGCGAUGUUGCCUGUCCCUCAGCCCUGUCUCUCUCUCCUCCAAUCUGCUGAACAACUUGGAUCACGGGGCAGCAAGGAAAGUAGUCCUUCUCUUGGGCCUCCACUCCAGAAAACACCAAAACCAGUAGCUCCUAUACAAGAGCAUGUGAGGAUGAGGCCCAAGCCAGUCGGCAGUCCCAAGUCUCCUGUAUUUCCUGCAGAUUCCCAGACCACAGGAUGGGGUGAGAAUUUGAAAUCUGACAGCCUUGGCUCAAAGCCUGCACACCUGGCUAACCCUUGGUUUUCUAACCAUAGUGUACCACCUCCCUCCCACUCUCAGACUGUCUCUGCCAGUUCAGGAGCAUGGUCACGGCCUGUCACAUUUGUUCCCUCGAAUUCUUCUCUCUAUCCAGCAAUAUUUGUACCAGAUUCUGUAAAAGCCAGUGGGAUCCAGUUUCCAAAGAUUGCACCACGCACCCCAUCUGCCCAGUCUGUGUCUCCAGGCAGACUAGCUGAGCAAGUGUCUCCCACCCAAAUUCCUCAACGGAGGCCCCAUGUUUCUGCAGUAUCAAAACUUGAUCCCUUUUCUCAGAAGAAAGUACCAUCCAGAACCAUAGGGUGCCCCCACAGCCCAGCUCUUGCCUUCUCUGCAGUAUCGCUACCUUCUCAAAACCCAGCCUCACUCCACCCAACCCAAUCCCAGGCUGUCCACGAAUCAGAAUAUUACCACCAUUUAUGGUUAGAUGGUCUGCAGCACAGUUCUGUUCCUGUAAAAGAUAAGAGCCCUGUGAUCCCAUCUUUGGACAAAGUACCUUCUAAGCCUCUAGCAUCCACAUAUUGGGGGCCAUGCGAUGAUGCAAACUCUCCUGUAACCUCCCCAGGCACACUGUUGCUCAGUUCACAAUCUGCUUCCACCAAUGCAACACAGCCAUCGUCUUACGCUACCUACACUCACAGCAGUAAUUCAGAUGUUCUGCCCUCUGAAUCUUCAGCCAUUUUGCAUCAGCGACAAGACGUCAGUGUGAACUCUGCCAUAAGGUCUUCGAGCACACGACCGGCAAGCUCACCACUUUCCCCUCUGGAAACCACCACCACCCCAUCACAGCAGCCCUUCUAUACCUCUUCUCGAAUCAGUAGUAAUUCCAGUGCUCUGCUUUCUGAGCCUAGGGCUCUUAUGCAUCAGCGACAAUAUGUUAGUGUGAGCUCCUCUGUAACCUUAAGCACGUGGCCAGAAAAAAGCUCACCACCUUCUCCUUUGGAAACCACUUCCACCCCAUCCCGGAAGCCCUCGUAUACCACCGCUCGAAUCAACAGUAAUUCUGAUGCUGCGCCUUCUGAGCCUCGGGCCAUCAUGUAUCAGCGACAAUAUGCUAUCAGGAGCUCCUCCACUCCAUUCCAUCAGUCCUAUGCUUUCCACGGCAAUAGGGAUUAUGGUUCUCCUAGCCAAAAUAAUCUUCCCACAGAAGCUGGAAAGCAGGACAGUCCUUCUGUCUCUUUGACAAGAAAACAAAUGCCUUAUUCGUCUCCUCCCCAGAAUAGCCGUCCUCCCAAAAACGAUAAUAAAUGCAUUAUCUUAUAAUAGCAAGCAUUAAGGAAAUGUUCUGUGAAAUUGUUUGCACAUCAAAAAAUUUUUUUGGGGGGUGGCAUGGCAGAUGUGGGUUCUGAAUGCAUACACUCAACACAAGCAAGAGCCCCCUGUGCCCAGCCAACCUUAAUUGACCACCUAAUACAUCCCAGGUGUAGGGAAUUUUGGCUUGUGCCUGGAUGUUGGCAUUCCAUUCAUGGGAGUAUUGCAGUGUUAACUCAUGAAACUCCAUUCAGUGGUGUAGUUUUCUCUCUGUUUCCUGUGCUAAAGCAUAAAAAGGAAGUGCAGGAAGAUCUUAUGGGGACAGACUGGUCUUGAAUCCCAAACUGAUAAUAAGCUAAAGCAGGUUUGUUUUAUGAAUGAGGACCUAUAGUCAGGUUGGUGUGUAUACUUUGCUAAGCCAACAUGAUGUAAUACUCUAAAGUGUCACACUAGGUUCAAGUUGCCACUGAACUAUGAAGACUUGGUUCAAACUGCCCUUCAGGUACGAAGCUCAGUGGAAGAUCUUGGCCCAGUCCCUCUCUCUGUCUAACUUGCCUCGCAAUGUUGUUUUGAGGAUUUUUCUUAUAUAUUGCCAUGAACUUGUAGGAAAGGCAAAGUAAAAAUGUAAUAACAGAAGUAAUUUAUGCUUAAAGAGGAUCAAUUCUGUGACUACAUUAUGCAUAUAAAGCAAAUUGCACAUAAUCACCUACUUUGCAUAAUUUAUCUGUUCAUGGUGAAGGGCAAGCAGCAGAGUACUGAUUCCUUACAAGCCUAGUCAGCAGCUCCUUUCAGGCUUCUUGGGAUGUUUAUUGGGCAUGGACUACACCCUUCCCGUGUGAUCAUUGCAGCAAUAUGGACUAUAAACAUUUUAAGAAACCACUUGAGAUUUUCAGGGUACAAAGUGGGAUCUUCAAUACACAGUUUUAGCUGAAAGGCAUGCCUAAUGGAACUCAUUAAAAAAGCCUGUUGCAUAAACCAAAGGGUGAGUAGCAUCAAACACACUAGUCACUGAAAGGAAUUGGUGGUUGUGUAGCAUCUAAUGCUUGUUUUUAAUCACUGAAGAAAUUUGAAAUAGUUGCAUGAGCUAUAAAUGAGAAGUCUCUUGGACUGUAGAUCUGAAAAGACAGUGUGGAUUAUUCUAUUCCAGAGGAUCCAGUGGUAAUGAAAUAACUGAUACUGCUCUUGUUAGCAAAGGCUGUCUUGGUUAUUAAGUGGUGUGGUAAUGAUGCCCCUUCUGAGGCAAGGUUUGCUAUGCCUUUUUAAUGGAGAAAUUGACCUAUCAAAGAUUGGUGUAUACUGGAAAUAUUUAGGAAAUCUCGAUUCCAACUUGUAAUUCCAUCUAGAUAAACCACUUUUAAGCAUGGCAAGGCCAUCCCAAUAAUUUGUUUUGUAUUUUACUGGUCACUGUGAUGUCUAUUAGAGCAAUUGUUUUUGGCUUUGCUCUAUAAUUUUUGUUAUAAUCGUUACUGGAUUCAUUUGUCUCAAACUCAGGAAUUAAUUGCCCUCCCCCUUUACAAUUAUUUGCAAUUAUUGUAUUGCAAACUGAAAUCUUAUAUUUGUUAGCCUGUGGAUUUUUUUUGUUGCUUCCUAAAUUAUAAUAAAGCUGCUUGUUUUUGACAGAAAAUAAAUGUCAUCUUUGGCUUAG
Messenger RNA from Rhineura floridana, 6854 nucleotides. RefSeq lists its product as uncharacterized. The record is from RefSeq and is a predicted model, not a curated record. Lineage: Eukaryota; Metazoa; Chordata; Lepidosauria; Squamata; Rhineuridae. The coding region runs from base 299 to 5221 and encodes 1640 amino acids. The transcript has 15 exons.